Messenger RNA from Raphanus sativus (radish), 758 nucleotides. RefSeq names its product non-specific lipid transfer protein GPI-anchored 21-like. Bases 47 to 667 code for a protein of 206 amino acids. Gene Ontology annotation, molecular function: lipid binding. The transcript is spliced from 5 exons. Lineage: Eukaryota; Viridiplantae; Streptophyta; Magnoliopsida; Brassicales; Brassicaceae. The record is from RefSeq and is a predicted model, not a curated record. Gene Ontology annotation, biological process: lipid transport.
ACAGAGAAAAAAGAUUCAGCUUGCCAAAACCACUAAACACAACAAAAUGGAUUUGAAAUGUUUUCUAAUCUCAGCUCUAAUCUUCUCUCGACUUUCAAAGUCUCCAAUACUGAUGAGUUUUGCUCAAAUCAACACUCCAUGUUCACCAACCAUGCUUUCUAGCGUUACAGGGUGCAUGCAUUUUCUAACUGGAGGUGCUAGUUCUCCAACUUCGGAUUGUUGUGGGGCCCUUAAAUCGUUAACCGGAACCGGUAUGGACUGUUUGUGUCUGAUUGUAACCGCAAACGUGCCACUCGAUCUUCCUAUUAACCGAACUCAAGCCAUCUCCCUUCCUCGUGCAUGUGGUAUCCCGGUUCAAUGCGAAGCUUCUUCAUCACUUCUUUAUUCUCCAGGGCCUGUGUCUCUCGGUCCAACCACUUCUCCUCCUACCCAAACCCAAUAUUAUCCUGAAGGCCCUGCUUCUUUCGUUCCGGCCACUUCUCCGACAAGUUGGAUGGAUCCUGAUGGCAUGACUGAUGAUGACACGGAUCUUCCCGGACCGCGCGAUGGAGGAGACCCGAGGGAGCCACCAAAGACUUCAGCUUCGUCGCCUUCCUCUUCAGACUCUCUCAAGCUUUCGCUUCUUCUCUUUGCUCUUUUCGCAUUUGGGUUCAUCAGUUUCUUCUAAUUCGCCUUUAUUCCAGUUUAUAUGAUCUGGUUAAAUAAUGUUCUAAAUUUUUAUAAGUAUUUGAUGUUACCUGUCUUCUACUAAUAAAGCA